This is a messenger RNA of Elephantulus edwardii (Cape elephant shrew), 936 nucleotides long. Its product is annotated as olfactory receptor 6C2-like. The record is from RefSeq and is a predicted model, not a curated record. Gene Ontology annotation, biological process: G protein-coupled receptor signaling pathway. Gene Ontology annotation, cellular component: membrane. Bases 1 to 936 code for a protein of 311 amino acids. Lineage: Eukaryota; Metazoa; Chordata; Mammalia; Macroscelidea; Macroscelididae. Gene Ontology annotation, molecular function: olfactory receptor activity; G protein-coupled receptor activity. The transcript has a single exon.
AUGAGAAACAGAUCAGUAACAACGUUCAUCCUGCUGGGACUGACAGAUGACCCUCAGUUGCAGGUUCUGAUUUUUGUAUUUCUCUUUCUCACCUACAUGCUGAGUGUAACUGGGAACAUGACCAUCAUUUUGCUCACCUUUGUGGAUUCUCACCUGAAAACACCGAUGUACUUUUUCUUAAAGAAUUUUUCUUUUUUAGAGAUCUCAUUCACCUCUGCUUGUAUUCCUAGGUACUUGUACAACAUAGCAACAGGUGACAAGAUCAUUACCUAUGAUGCUUGCAUUAUCCAAUUGUUUUUUACUGAUCUCUGUGGGGUAACAGAAUUUUUCCUCCUGGCUGCUAUGUCCUAUGACCGCUAUGUGGCCAUUUGCAAACCCUUGCAUUAUGUGACCAUUAUGAACACAAGAGUCUGUAGGAUUUUCAUUAUCUGUUGUUGGACGGCUGGUUUAUGUGUAAUAACCCCGCCACUAAGCCUAGGUUUAAAUCUGGAAUUUUGUGACUCUAAUAUCCUUGAUCAUUUUGCCUGUGAUGCAUUUCCCCUGGUGAAAAUCUCAUGCUCAGAUACAUGGACUGUGGAACAGACAGUUAUCAUUUGUGCUGUGCUGACCCUGAAUAUGACUCUUACUUGUGUGGUUCUGUCUUAUGGUAGUAUCAUCAGGACAAUAUUUCGAUUCUCUUCUGUCCAGCAAAGGAAGAAGGCCUUUUCAACCUGUUCUUCUCAUAUGAUUGUGGUUUCUAUCACUUAUGGUACUUGUAUUUUCAUCUAUAUGAAUCCUACAGCUAAGGAAAAAGUGACUGUUAAUAAAGUGAUUUCCCUCCUGAUUUCUUCAGUUUCACCUACAUUGAACCCAUUUAUUUAUACCCUGAGAAACAACCAAGUUAAAAAAGCUUUCAAGGACUCAUUCAAAAGAUUUGCAUUGUUAUCAAUUAAGUAA